Danaus chrysippus (African queen) is the source of this 1050-nucleotide messenger RNA. The record is from the annotation of a GenBank genome assembly. Lineage: Eukaryota; Metazoa; Arthropoda; Insecta; Lepidoptera; Nymphalidae.
AUGAACGCACAAAAAUGUGAUUGUAAAGAAAAUAGGCGUCCGACUGCUGGCAGAUCCGCAUGCAUUUGUUCUUCUAGUGGACAAAAAACCGCAGCUGAUAGCUUCAAAGUGCCAACCCUACCUGUAAGUCGACCUCUUCAUACCAAUAACAAAGCUUGUGAUAAGGAACAGAACGGUAAACCUGAACUCAAAGGGAGAGAUGACAAGAAAAAGCAAUGGGCCCUUACUGAUUUCGACCUGGGACGUCCUCUCGGUAAAGGAAAAUUUGGAAAUGUGUACUUAGCAAGAGAGAAGGAAUCGCAUUACGUUGUGGCAUUAAAGGUCCUCUUUAAAAGUCAGAUUUUAGAGUCUGAUAUUGAGCAUCAAGUGAGACGUGAAGUCGAAAUUCAGUGCAGACUGAGACAUCCCAAUAUUUUGCGCAUGUACGGAUAUUUUCACGAUGAGAAACGUAUAUAUUUAAUUCUGGAAUUCGCCAAACACGGUGCUCUGUAUAAGUUGUUGAAGGAACGCGGGCGUUUUGAUGAAAAAACAGCAGCUAUAUACGUGAGGGAUCUUACAAAGGCGUUAAUCUAUUGUCACUCCAAAAAAGUUAUUCAUCGUGAUAUUAAGCCGGAAAAUUUAUUGAUUGGUCAUAAUUUCGAAUUAAAGAUUGCUGACUUCGGUUGGUCAGUUCAUUCCCCAUCUUCAAGGCGUAUGACUCUUUGUGGAACUCUCGAUUAUUUAUCUCCAGAGAUGAUUGAAGGCAAGCCUCACAGCUAUGCAGUUGAUAUUUGGAGUCUCGGGGUGCUAUGCUAUGAAUUACUUGUGGGGCUGCCCCCGUUUGAUGCAAAGGAUUCCCAUCAAACUUAUAGAAAGAUAAGAUAUGUUAUAAUUAAAUAUCCAGAAUUUAUAUCAGAGAAAGCAAAGGACUUGAUGGGUAAAUUGCUCGUCACCAAUCCGGAGCAGAGGUUACCAUUGGUGGAAGUUCUAAAGCAUCCAUGGAUUUUAGAGAAUGCCCCUGAAGGUGUGAAACCUCCAAUUUAUAACGCUGAACAAAAAACAUGUAGUUAG